AUGUGCACAACCGUUGCCUCGAUGUCCGGCAGCGAUAGGGGAGACAGGGAUGACGGCAUGCAAGCAUGUGCAUCUCCUGUCAUGCCUUGGACGCCUGACUCCUUGGAAACGACAGACGUCGUGGGAGACAACAGGAUGCAGCAGCUGCUGCAAGAGGUGAAGAAACGAGACAGAAGGAAAGAACGAGCCGAAGCCAUUCUAGGGGUGCAACCACGGAAGCCACCCGACACCAGUAGACAAGCCCAAUGUAACGCUGAAGCCGGGAAGGAUGUUGGCUCCUGCCUGGGAGAGACACAACUGCAGUUUCCUGGACGGGGUGAAAGGACAUGGCUUUGGGAAGGAAGGAGCCAGACGUGCAUGCCGCAUUCAGCACCUGCACCAGCGCCAAGACUACUGCCUCUAUGCUGCCAAGGCCCGGGCGCAAAACGCGGAGGAGGAAGGUGCAGAAGGGAGACGAGAAACAAAAAGAAAGUGCAGAGGAGACCGGCGCGGACGGUCCCUCCGGCAGCUUCCACAACACAAACUGUCAAUAUUUCCUUUCUUGGGGUGGAUUAUGAUACAGUAAGACGUCCGACGUUCAUGGUAGGGAGUACUGUCAGCGAGCGUGGCUUGCAAGGCCCUGUCUCACUGUUCAAAGCCGAAAAACACGUCCAUUUGGGGCUCCGUGCAUGA
This is a messenger RNA of Sporothrix schenckii 1099-18, 672 nucleotides long. RefSeq lists its product as uncharacterized. The coding region runs from base 1 to 672 and encodes 223 amino acids. Lineage: Eukaryota; Fungi; Ascomycota; Sordariomycetes; Ophiostomatales; Ophiostomataceae. The record is from RefSeq and is a predicted model, not a curated record. The transcript has a single exon.